AAGGGACUCUUAUCUCCCACAACGCUUUGCUGUCUCUCUCUCUCUUCCGGUUGUCGUGCGCUUCGUGUGGUAGCAGACCACGAUCAGAAAUGGCUAAGUCGAAGAACCACACCACACACAACCAGUCUCGGAAGUGGCACAGGAACGGCAUCAAGAAGCCGCGGUCUCAUCGCUACGAGUCUCUGAAAGGGGUGGACCCUAAGUUCCUGAGGAACAUGCGCUUCGCCAAGAAACACAACAAGAAGGGGAGGAAGACCAUCGCCAGGAAGGAGGCGUCCAAAUAGAUGAGGAAAGACCCCAGAGAGUCUCCAGAAGGACUUUACACCAUCCACAAUAAAGCCAUGCUUUGACAAAGUGUC
This is a messenger RNA of Sinocyclocheilus anshuiensis, 359 nucleotides long. Its product is annotated as 60S ribosomal protein L29-like. Gene Ontology annotation, biological process: cytoplasmic translation. The transcript has 4 exons. The record is from RefSeq and is a predicted model, not a curated record. Bases 90 to 284 code for a protein of 64 amino acids. Gene Ontology annotation, cellular component: cytosolic large ribosomal subunit; ribosome. Gene Ontology annotation, molecular function: structural constituent of ribosome. NCBI's taxonomy places the organism in Eukaryota, Metazoa, Chordata, Actinopteri, Cypriniformes, Cyprinidae.